AAAAAAAUUGACAAAGGAUUGACAAACACCAUUAGCUGAAAUUUUCCAUUUCAUUGCAACUAUGCAUUGUUUACUUUACUGUAAAUAUCUUAAUACAUCAUCCUCUGAAUAUGCUGGCAGACAGACUGGAGCACUGUGAUUUCAAUUAAGGUAUUAAGUCAUGAUGCAGGAAUCUGCAACAGAGACAAUAAGCAACAGUUCAAUGAAUCAAAAUGGAAUGAGCACUCUAAGCAGCCAAUUAGAUGCUGGCAACAGAGAUGGAAGAUCAAGUGGUGACAUGUGCAGUGAAGUAAGCACAGUAGAACUGCUGCAUCUGCAACAACAGCAGGCUCUUCAGGCAGCAAGGCAACUUCUUUUACAGCAACAAACAAGUGGACUUAAGUCUCCAAAGAGCAGCGAAAAACAAAGACCACUGCAGGUGCCUGUUUCAGUGGCCAUGAUGACUCCCCAGGUGAUCACCCCUCAGCAAAUGCAACAGAUACUUCAGCAGCAAGUACUGUCUCCGCAGCAGCUCCAGGCACUCCUCCAGCAGCAGCAAGCCGUUAUGUUACAGCAGCAACAACUGCAAGAGUUUUACAAGAAGCAGCAAGAGCAGUUACAUCUUCAGCUUUUGCAGCAGCAGCAACAGCAGCAGCAACAGCAGCAGCAGCAACAGCAGCAGCAACAGCAGCAACAACAGCAGCAGCAACAGCAACAACAGCAGCAACAACAACAACAAACACAACAACAACCACCACCACCGACACACCCAGGAAAACAAGCAAAAGAGCAGCAGCAACAGCUAGCAGCCCAACAGCUUGUCUUCCAGCAGCAGCUCCUUCAAAUGCAGCAACUGCAGCAACAACAACAUCUACUCAAUCUUCAACGGCAGGGACUCAUUUCCAUCCCGCCAAGCCAGUCAGCUCUUCCAGUCCAGUCCCUACCACAAGCUGGUUUAAGCCCUGCGGAGAUUCAGCAGUUGUGGAAAGAGGUUACUGGAGUUCACAGUAUGGAAGACAAUGGCAUUAAACAUGGAGGGCUAGACCUCACUACUAACAAUUCCUCUUCUACUACCUCCUCCACCACUUCCAAAGCAUCACCACCAAUAACUCAUCAUUCCUUAGUGAAUGGACAGUCUUCAGUGCUAAAUUCAAGACGAGACAGCUCAUCACUUGAAGAGACUGGGGCUACACAUACCCUCUAUGGUCAUGGUGUCUGCAAAUGGCCGGGCUGUGAAAACAUCUGUGAAGAUUUUGGACAAUUUUUAAAGCACCUUAACAAUGAGCACGCAUUGGAUGACAGAAGUACAGCUCAAUGCAGAGUACAAAUGCAAGUAGUUCAGCAGUUGGAAAUUCAGCUUUCUAAAGAGCGUGAACGACUUCAAGCAAUGAUGACCCACUUGCACAUGCGACCCUCAGAGCCCAAGCCAUCUCCAAAACCUCUAAACCUGGUGUCCAGUGUCACCAUGUCUAAAAACAUGUUGGACACAUCCCCUCAAAGCUUACCUCAAACCCCAACCACGCCAACCGCACCUGUCACUCCAAUUACCCAGGGACCCUCUGUAAUCACAUCGGCCAGUGUACCUAAUGUUGGAGCCAUUCGAAGAAGACACUCUGACAAAUAUAAUAUACCUAUGUCCUCAGAAAUUGCCCCAAACUACGAGUUUUAUAAAAAUGCUGAUGUCCGGCCCCCAUUUACAUAUGCAACUCUCAUAAGGCAGGCUAUCAUGGAAUCAAGUGACAGGCAGUUAACACUUAAUGAAAUUUACAGCUGGUUUACACGGACGUUUGCUUACUUCAGGCGUAAUGCAGCAACUUGGAAGAAUGCUGUACGUCACAAUCUCAGCCUGCACAAAUGUUUUGUUCGAGUGGAGAAUGUUAAAGGGGCUGUAUGGACAGUAGAUGAAGCAGAAUAUCAGAAAAGAAGGUCACAGAAAAUCACUGGUAGUCCAACAUUAGUUAAAAACAUACCUACCAGCCUUGGCUACGGUGCAGCUCUCAAUGCAAGUUUACAGGCCGCUCUGGCAGAAAGCAGUUUACCUUUACUGAGUAACCCAGGUUUGAUAAACAAUGCAUCUACUGGCUUACUACAGGCUGUGCACGAAGACCUCAAUGGUUCACUGGAUCACAUCGACAGCAAUGGAAACAGCAGUCCAGGCUGCUCCCCACAACCACACAUACAUUCUGUACAUGUCAAAGAAGAGCCAGUGAUUGCAGAUGACGAGGACUGCCCAAUGUCAUUGGUCACAACAGCUAAUCACAGUCCAGAUUUGGAAGAAGACAGAGAGCUUGAGGAUGAGCCCUUGUCUGAAGAUCUGGAAUAAAAAACAGACUUAAGAGACCUCAUAUGAAGGGACAUUGCACUGACCUUCAAAACCACUCCACAACCAUGAAUAUUUGACAGAUUUUUACUGUGACUAUUUAUUACGCAUGGAUUAUGGAGACAGUCCUAGAGGAACUUGUUCAACCAGUCCUUUUGGAUUUAAUGCAACAAAGAAUCUGCUUGCUGUCUUCUUUUUUUAAGACAAAAACUGAUUUUCUUGAAAAAAAACAAAAACAAAAACUUUUCUUUAUAUAAUGGCUUGCCCAUUUAAAAUAUGGCUUAAAAGGUUCAUGAAAUGACUGAAAAUGAGGAAACUUGUUCUGUAGAAAGAAAAUGGCCUCAUAUACUGCCAAAAAUAGUGUUAGUUUCAUCAAUGUGAAUCUCAAACAUACAGUAGAUGUAAUGUUAGAAACUGUUCCCGGCCAAGUUCAACUUGUUGCUAUUUUUUUUUUAUUUGCACAGGAGUAGGAUCAGAAGUUUGUAAU
Molecule: messenger RNA, 2786 nt
Organism: Nanorana parkeri
Lineage: Eukaryota; Metazoa; Chordata; Amphibia; Anura; Dicroglossidae
Gene: FOXP2
Product: forkhead box P2
Exons: 18
Coding region: 161-2302 (713 amino acids)
Biological process (GO): regulation of transcription by RNA polymerase II
Cellular component (GO): nucleus
Molecular function (GO): RNA polymerase II cis-regulatory region sequence-specific DNA binding; DNA-binding transcription repressor activity, RNA polymerase II-specific
Source: RefSeq, a predicted model, not a curated record